Molecule: messenger RNA, 1034 nt
Organism: Dendrobium catenatum
Lineage: Eukaryota; Viridiplantae; Streptophyta; Magnoliopsida; Asparagales; Orchidaceae
Exons: 9
Coding region: 1-870 (289 amino acids)
Biological process (GO): lipid metabolic process
Cellular component (GO): membrane
Molecular function (GO): oxidoreductase activity, acting on the CH-CH group of donors
Source: RefSeq, a predicted model, not a curated record
AUGGCAAUGGCCCUUGACGCCCAUUUUCUCGUCAUAACAGCUAUAGUCACUACUGGGUAUCAGUUGCCUUUCUUCAUAAUCGCAGCUUAUUUCAAGUUCGAUAAAGUCAUAGAUUUUGCCGGUACCACAAACUUCGUUACACUUGCAAUAAUGACUCUACUUCUGAAAGGAACAUGGCAUUUCAGACAGAUUGUCCUGACAAUGUUUGUGUUAAUCUGGGGUCUUCGCUUAGGCACAUUUCUGUUGUUGAGGAUCCUGCAAUGGGGCGAAGACCGCCGUUUUGAUAAAAUACGCGACAAUCCAACAAGUUUGGCUGGUCUCUGGACCUUACAGUGUAUAUGGAUAUGGACCGUAUGCUUGCCUGUCACAAUAGUGAAUGCCACUGAAAGAGAUCCAUCGCUAAAACCUCAAGAUAUAAUCGGUUGGAUGAUGUGGCUUGUGGGCAUAACUAUUGAAGCAAUUGCUGAUCAGCAGAAGCUUAUGUUCAUAAAGUCUCCAUCUAAUAAAGGGAAAUGGUGCAACAUAGGAACCUGGAAAUAUUCUCGUCAUCCAAAUUACUUUGGUGAGAUUCUUCUUUGGUGGGGAAUAUUUAUAGCUUCUAUCCCUGUUCUGGAAGGUGGUGAAUGGCUUGUAAUAUUUAGUCCUAUUUUUACGACAUUGCUACUUUCUCUAGUCACUGGGAUAUCCAUCCUUGAGGAAUCAGCAGAUAAGCGUUUCGGUGCUCUAAAGGAGUACAUAGUCUACAAAUCUACAACUAGCCCUCUUAUUCCAUUGCCACCAGCUGUAUAUGGGAGCUUGCCUUCAUGGUUAAGGGUAACAUUUCUUUUUGAGUUUCCUCUCUACAGUCGAGGGCUUCACAAUCAAGCUUGAGUAAAGUAACUGAAAGAACCCAAUAAAAAAACUAGUCUGUGCUGCAUUGAUGCUUCGUUUGUGUACCCUUUUAUGUUAUAAGACAUCAAAUGGUUUCUUGUGAAUUUGUAGUACAAACAUCUGGACCUUAUAUUUUACCCCUGCUUCACUAACUAUAAACUCCU